This is a messenger RNA of Alnus glutinosa, 900 nucleotides long. RefSeq lists its product as uncharacterized. The transcript has 3 exons. The record is from RefSeq and is a predicted model, not a curated record. NCBI's taxonomy places the organism in Eukaryota, Viridiplantae, Streptophyta, Magnoliopsida, Fagales, Betulaceae. The coding region runs from base 1 to 900 and encodes 299 amino acids.
AUGUACAAGAAGGCUUAUGCUCCCAUCAUAUAUUCAAUGCCUAGUGAGGAACAGUGGGCAAAGACUGCGCAUGAUGUAUUGGAUCCGCCUAGAUCAAGAAAGAUGCCAGGCAGACCUCGAAAGGCCAGGGUAAGAGGUCCUGAUGAGUCGAGAGUUCCUCAGAAUCCUUAUAGAAUGAGAAAGUUUGGAUUGAAGGGUAGAUGUGGGAUUUGCAAGCUGGUUGGACACAACAACAGGACCUGUCCAAUGAAGAAGGACCAGCCCUCGACAGAAGUUGAUUUGCCUACUCCACCCCCAGCUAGUUUGCCCACUCCACCCUCAACAAGUACCCAAAGCGUUGGAUGUAGCAGUAGUACAAGGGAAGGUGCACAACCAGCCUCCAACAGUCGAAGGGGGGGUGCACAACCAGCCCCCAACAGUCGAAGGGGGGGUGUACAACCAGCCCCCAACAGUCGAAGGGGGGGUGCACAACCAGCCCUCAAAAGGACUAUUACUGGUGCUACACAGCAACCCACUGCCACUGCCCCACCUAUUGCAACAGCUGAGAAAAAUUUGCAAAAUCCUGUUGGACUUAAAGUGCCCAGCUGGAACAGGCAACCGCUAGCACCCAAACCAUGCAUACCAGUUAGAAGAGUGUCUAAUCGAAUCAGGGCCAUGGUGCAGAGUGUUCCAAUUCAAAAGGGUCCACCUGUUUUGAUUGACCUCACAGCUAGGACUAGUACUGAUGGAGGAGGGAGAGUAUUUGGGUUGACCCCAAGAACCCCACAAGUUGCAGAACACGGUGCAGCGACAACAUCCUCAACACCGGCGAAAGGAAAAAGGAUCGCCCAUACCAUUGAAAAAGGAUUACAGAUUAUGGAGUCAAAGCCGAAAAGGAAAAGACCAGAAUGGAAGCAUUGA